AUGACUCGGUUGACAGCGCAGUACUUCCAAUGUAAAGUGGAAGGCUCAUGUGUGAACCUCGCUGGUGGUAUGCAGUUCCCUAAUGCAGAUGAGAGUUACUUCCACGUUUGGGAGUUUGCUUGCUUCAUUCUUCUGGGUAUAUUCUUUGGCCUUAUGGGUGCUAUCUUUUGUCAGGGCGUGCGCUACUUCCAAUACUACAGACGGGUCUUCUUUCAUCUCUACUCCAAUGGGAAGGAUCGUCGGAGAUUCGGUCAGGUGGUCGAAGCUGGGUUGGUGAUGCUUAUCACCAUCCUGUUGGCUUAUGGGGUAUCUUGGUCGGAGAUGGGCGCGUGCAAACCACUGGAUGGACAGAGCUAUAUUCCUAACGAUGGUAUACAAGCGGCUAUGUGCGAUGAAGGGGUGGAUAUGGGCUACUACAACCCACUGGCGGCUAUGCUCCUCACUGAUAGGGACACCUCAGUGAAGUGGCUAUUCUCACCUCGAUUAGGCGAAGCGGAGUUCCCACAGGGACAGUUGGCAGCUGCUGGCUUCAUCAUAUUCUUCCUCACUUUACUAACGUAUGGUGUUGCCAUCCCUGCUGGCCUGUUCGUUCCCAAUAUCAUGCUGGGAGCCUGCUUUGGUCGACUCUUCGGUCUGUGGGUCGGCGACUGGGCCUCCAACCCUGGUGUGUACGCUGUUAUGGGCGCUGCUGGUAUGAUGGCUGGCUUCACUCGUAUGACCAUCAGUCUUACAGUCAUCGUCAUUGAGCUAGUCGGAGACCUGCGGCUCCUCCCUGCAGUGAUGGUCACUGUGGUGGUGUCGAAGCAAGUGGCUGACAUGUUCAACAAAGGGGCAUACGAUAUAGUGUCUGAGCUACGUGGAUAUCCCUACAUUGAGGAGCUCAGCAUCUACGAUGAGCGUAACAUGGCUGGCAAGGAUGUGACAUACCGGAUGUCGACGGCGCCACUGUCUGGUUUCGGCGAGGUCGAGACAUUGGGUAGAAUCCAGGAGGUCCUCUCGACCUGCACUCACAAUGCAUUUACUAUUGAGGAUAGCAGCCAUAGACUGCUCGGUAUAGUGAUGCGAGCUAAUAUCGUUGACUGGGUGAAAGCUCAGGGCGGCGCUGUUUCCGCUUCUUCCCGGUUGAACUUGCUAGACAUGACUAAUCGUACUCCAACGAUAGUUUCCGAAUUGACACCCCUAGCCCAGGCCUAUACUAUAUUCCGUAACCUGGCUCUCCGACAUAUGAUCGUUGUAGAUAAGGAUGAUGCCAAUCAUGUAGUGGGUAUAGUUACUCGGAAGGACAUCGUUGACAGUAUGGAAGAUGCUGCUGAUGAGUUUGGGAAACCUGGGAAGAGCGAUGACACUGUGUCGCAUUCUUCCACUGCCGCGGCCUCCCGAACAAGUAUUAUUGAUGAUGUUUUGUGA
This is a messenger RNA of Perkinsus marinus ATCC 50983, 1407 nucleotides long. RefSeq names its product Chloride channel protein, putative. Gene Ontology annotation, molecular function: voltage-gated chloride channel activity. The transcript has a single exon. Gene Ontology annotation, biological process: transmembrane transport; chloride transport. Bases 1 to 1407 code for a protein of 468 amino acids. The record is from RefSeq and is a predicted model, not a curated record. Gene Ontology annotation, cellular component: intracellular membrane-bounded organelle; membrane. NCBI's taxonomy places the organism in Eukaryota, Perkinsozoa, Perkinsida, Perkinsidae.